Messenger RNA from Populus euphratica (Euphrates poplar), 552 nucleotides. Its product is annotated as Thioredoxin superfamily protein. The transcript is spliced from 2 exons. The record is from RefSeq and is a predicted model, not a curated record. NCBI's taxonomy places the organism in Eukaryota, Viridiplantae, Streptophyta, Magnoliopsida, Malpighiales, Salicaceae. Bases 118 to 426 code for a protein of 102 amino acids.
UAAAUAAGGCCUGAUGAAUCUCAAAGUCCACCAAAGCAAUUCCUCAGUAACUAGCAGCUACAAGCUUCCUGCACUCAGCUUGCUUCCCUGCAGCAACACCAGGAAAAGGUUUUAGAAAUGGAUAAGGUUAGAGAUUUGGCAUCUAGGAACGCUGCAGUGAUCUUCACCAAGAGCUCAUGCUGCAUGUGCCACAGCAUCAAGACACUUUUUUAUGAACUAGGUGCAAGCCCGGCAAUUCAUGAGCUAGACCGUGAAGCCAAUGGUAAGGAAAUGGAGAGGGCUUUACGUGGGCUAGGAUGCAACCCCACCGUCCCAGCUGUCUUCAUAGGUGGAAAAUGGGUAGGAUCAGCCAAAGAUGUGCUAUCCCUGCACCUGGAUGGGUCUUUGAAACAAAUGCUUAUGGAAGCUAAGGCAAUCUGGUUCUAGCUAUAGUACCUCUCAAAUAAGCCACACAGUACUUUAGUUUAACGCUGGAUGAUAUGGAAGUAGCUCUUAUGCUAUGUUGAAAACAAUGUUGUAUUUAAGGGCUUUGCUUUUUCUUGAGUUCCCUGA